CACACCCCCAUGUACUUCUUCCUCUUCAACCUCGCCCUCCUCGACCUGGGCUGCAUCUCCACCACUGUCCCCAAAGCCAUGGCCAAUGCCCUCUGGCACACCAGGGCCAUCUCCUAUGCAGGAUGUGCUGCUCAGGUCUUCUUCUUUCUUUUCCUGUUUGGAGCAGAGUAUUCCAUUCUCACCAUCAUGUCCUAUGACCGCUACGUUGCCAUCUGCAAGCCCCUGCACUAUGGGACCCUGCUGGGCAGCAGAGCUUGUGCCACCAUGGCAGCAGCUGCCUGGGGCACUGGGCUUCUCUAUUCCCUACUGCACACUGCCAGUACGUUUUCUCAAGCACUGUGCCGAGGUAAAGUUGUGAACCAGUUCUUCUGUGAAAUCCCCCACAUCCUCAAGCUCUCCUGCUCAGAAUCAGGCUCUCUCAGGGAAACUGGAUUUAUAGUGCUUAGUGUUCUUGCCGUAUAUGGGUGUUUUGCUUUCAUUCUUUUCUCCUAUGUGCAGAUCUUCAGGGCCGUGCUGAGGAUGCCCUCUGAGCAGGGACGGCACAAAGCCUUCUCCACGUGCCUCCCUCACCUGGCCGUGGUCUCUCUCUUUGUCAGCACGGACUUUCUGGCCUACCUGAAACCCCAUUCCCUGGUCUCCCCAUCCCUGGACCUGGUGGUGUCAUUUCUGUACUCGGUGGUGCCUCCAGCACUGAACCCCCUCAUCUACAGCAUGAGGAACCAGGAGCUCAAGGAUGCAGUGAGGAAAAUUAUGUCAUGGACACAUUUCAGCAGCAAUAAACUUCUCAUCUGUCUUUACAAAUGA
Gallus gallus (chicken) is the source of this 804-nucleotide messenger RNA. Its product is annotated as olfactory receptor 14C36-like. NCBI's taxonomy places the organism in Eukaryota, Metazoa, Chordata, Aves, Galliformes, Phasianidae. Gene Ontology annotation, biological process: G protein-coupled receptor signaling pathway. Gene Ontology annotation, molecular function: G protein-coupled receptor activity; olfactory receptor activity. Gene Ontology annotation, cellular component: membrane. The annotation marks the transcript as partial. The record is from RefSeq and is a predicted model, not a curated record. The transcript has a single exon.